Molecule: messenger RNA, 2017 nt
Organism: Carassius gibelio (silver crucian carp)
Lineage: Eukaryota; Metazoa; Chordata; Actinopteri; Cypriniformes; Cyprinidae
Product: KAT8 regulatory NSL complex subunit 2
Exons: 10
Coding region: 150-1661 (503 amino acids)
Cellular component (GO): NSL complex
Source: RefSeq, a predicted model, not a curated record
GUUCUUUUCAAGGUUGUGGUCCAAUCAACUGAAACGUAGGAGGGCGCUAAAAUGGAUGACGUUCCUCCGCGGCUCAUUGUUGUGCAUUGAAGGGGCGGCAGGAGAGUCUCACGUAAACGAUAACCAAGUAAUACUUUAUAGCAUCAGUGAUGAACAGGAUUCGGAUCCACGUGCUGCCGUCCAGCAGAGGUCGAGUGACUCAAGCUGCUCGUACCCAAGAACCUCAGACCUGCUCUUACGCCCAGAGACCAUGUUCACAGCCUCGCCUGGAGGGCCUAGAGUUCUGCAUCAAACAUGUACUUGAAGAUAAAAAUGCUCCCUACAGGCAAUGCAGCUAUGUGUCCAACAAGAAUGGCAAGCGCUGCCCCAAUGCAGCCCCAAAACCAGAGAAAAAAGAGGGGGUAUCGUUCUGUGCAGAACAUGCACGCAGAAAUGCUUUGGUGCAACAAGCUCAAAUGCGGAAGGCAUCCACUUCAGGACCUUCCCCUGAAGUUUUGCUGUCUCAGAUCAGUGGAUACAGUCAGCUGGAAACUGGAACUUAUGGUCAAGAGGGCCGUAGUGAAGCUAGCCGCAUACUAGAUGAAGAGAGUUGGAGUGAAGAGGAGCAGGAUCCUAUUGUUUUGGAUCAGACAUGGAGAGGAGACCCUGACAGUGAAGAUGAAAGUCUUGACAGUGACCACGAAGACCCUUUAAAGCAUGCGGGGGUGUACACAGCCGAGGAAGUAGCACUCAUCACGCGUGAAAAAUUGAUCAGACUUCAGUCUCUCUACAUAGACCAAUUUAAACGUCUGCAACACUUAUUAAAAGAAAAGAAACGCCGUUACCUGCACAGCCGCAAGAUUGAACAUGAGACCAUUGGGAGCAGCCUUUUAACGGGUCCAGAGGGGCUGUCCAUGAAGGAACGAGAGAACCUGAAAAAACUAAAGGCUCUGCGACGUUAUCGCCGUCGCUAUGGUGUGGAGGCCUUGCUGCAUCGCCAACUCAGACAAAGAAGACAAGCAAUUACUGAGGGAGGAACGCCACAGACGAUGCGUUUAAGCCAGAGAUGCAUUUCCUUUGUGGAAGGGACUCGCUGUUCAAAUCCGUGUCUGCCAAUGACACGACAUUGUGUCUCUCACAUUUAUCAAGAUAGUAGCCAGGUUUUAUUCAAAAUGUGCCCUGGUCUGAAGGACGUUCCGUGUGAUCGUCCUGUGCACAUGGGACAGUCAGAAGAGCCCCGCUGUCCUCUGCACCUGUCCCUGCCUCCUCCCAUGUACCAGCCUGAGCAGGAGGAGUCUAUUGCCCCGGAGCAGCUGCCGUCUGCACCCACAGACAUGUACCUCAGUGCCGCAGAGCUCCAGCCAACAGAAAAUCUACCUCUGGAAUUCAGUGAUGAUCUUGACGCUGAAGAUGAGGGUUUGCAGUGUCCCCCGUCCCCCUUGCUGUUCGACACAGCGCUUGCAUUAGAAGACCAGACCAUCAGAGCGAUCGCCGAGGCCCCCAUGGACAUACUGACAGGGGCGGAGCAGGGCUAUCUGGAUGGCUCUUCCCAAGAUGCUGAGCUCUCGGAGAGAGACGAGGUGUCUGUGGAAGAUCAGGUUGAAUCUGAAAUACUUGAAGCAGUUCCCAUGCAGAAUUCAUCAAAGGACUCUGACACGAAAACAACAGAUGCCUUAUCCUGAGCACCUCGUGACCUGAUUUAAUCAGCUGUCGUACUGUUGAUAUAUCAAACAGGCCACAUAUAUAUUUAAAAGCCAUAUUUCCGGAAGCUUGCUUUGAUUUUUAACAUUCUCAUUACUUACUAAAAUAGUACAGCAGCACAUGUUCUGAUAUAGACUGUUAGUGUCUUGUGAAACUAAAGGGACAGUUAUAUGCACAGCUGGAGGUUUGUGUUUUAUAUGGUAAAGAUGAGGUACAUAGUUCACUACAAAAAUUCUCAGAGCACCAUUUCUACUUUUAUCCAGUACAUUUCUGGUUCCAUAUGGCAUUUAUAACUCAUAACUGGGAUUCGUUCACUAAAAUAAACCUUUACAUCUCA